CUGAUCUCCCAGCAACCCAGAGGCGCAUCCCCAUCCUCAUCACUGCCCACGCACUAAUGCUCCCUCCCGCAAAGGGCGACAAGGCCCUGCGUGGGACAAUGCUCUUGAUACAUCGGAAGCGUGCCGACAAAGUGGAACGAACCUGACGCGGCGUGCAUGCGAGAGGACUUCGCCGGCUGCUGUAGGAAGAGGCUGUUCCGAGCGGUGGGCUGAACAUUGGGCAGCUCCAGGAACCAGGAGUGGAGGCCCGAUCGCGGCCUGGCUCUUGCGCGCGCAAGAGAGGAGAAAGGGAGAACAUGCAGAGUACGCUGUUUGGGAAUGAGGGUACGUGUCUAGAGCAUUACACAACGUCAUAAACACAUCUUCUCGGAGGUUCGCGCAGAUUUCUCGUAUCAGCGGUGCGUGCCCUUGGCGACGCCUCUGGUGGCGAUCCAACAACUCUGCGCGGACCGUUGUGUCUAUGGAGUUUUUCUUCGUCUAUGCAAGAGAUGCGGGAGAAGAGAGGAGGUAAGUGAAGAUGCGCGCAGCUUGAGGAUGAGAGUACGUCUUGGCCCUCUCCAGAAUUGCCAUCAGGACGAGCAAAGAGCUUCCUGGGCGGCGCUCCUCAACUCGAUGAACCCGAAACAUGAUGAUAGCCAGUCGGCAGCUCUGGCACCUCCGAUGCGUGGAACAGGCAUCGGCUACCCCAUGGCAGGACCGACAUCUGCGGCCGUCUCCGGUACUGCAGUGAGAGCGGAUGCCAGUUUUCAGUAUCAAGUGUCUUGUCGAUCUUCCUGCAACUUUAAAGCAAUAGUGAUCUUUGUGCCUUUGUCUCUGGAGCUGCGGAGGCUCCGCAGUCUCGCCGAGCCUUUUCAAGAUUGCCCCUCGCUCAGGAGCGCAGUCGACUGCCUGCGUCCCUAGUAAGCAACUGGCAAAAACAUCGCGUCGUGGCUUGGUCGCAGCCAGAAGAAAGUGGGGGUAGCCCUGGCAGCACCCGAACGGUCAGGCCCGUCGCCUGGGCCUCGGGCGCGCGCUCGGCGCGCGCGGCUGUUGGCGCUCCUUGUGUGCCACGCCUGAAUUUAGGCUUGCGCGCCCCGUUGGUGGAAGGGCGUGGCCCUGAUCUGCAACGGCUUGCGUUUAGCAGUGGCGAAGCGUCCUGGCCUUCUUUUAGCCCCACCGAAGAAUGUUCUAAAAAUUGUGUGUGGCUUGCACGAAGUAGUCUUAGA
Molecule: messenger RNA, 1205 nt
Organism: Prorocentrum cordatum
Lineage: Eukaryota; Dinophyceae; Prorocentrales; Prorocentraceae
Source: the annotation of a GenBank genome assembly